This is a messenger RNA of Dioscorea cayenensis subsp. rotundata (Guinea yam), 637 nucleotides long. Its product is annotated as L-ascorbate peroxidase 2, cytosolic-like. Gene Ontology annotation, molecular function: peroxidase activity; heme binding. Gene Ontology annotation, biological process: response to reactive oxygen species; hydrogen peroxide catabolic process; cellular response to oxidative stress. The transcript has 5 exons. Lineage: Eukaryota; Viridiplantae; Streptophyta; Magnoliopsida; Dioscoreales; Dioscoreaceae. The annotation marks the transcript as partial. The record is from RefSeq and is a predicted model, not a curated record.
ACGAGUGUGAAGGGCUUUCAUUUGGAUCGACGAAGCCGCCGCCACAACCUCUCGACCGCCACCAUCCCUCCGGUGAAGAACGACCUCGCCAGCGAUCACAACCACAGCUCGCCGCCGGCCCCAUGGCUCCUCGACCUCAUCGCUUACCAGGGAAGGUGCCACAAGGAGCGUUCUGGUUUUGAAGGUCCUUGGACUGCAAACCCGCUUAUCUUUGACAACUCCUACUUCACUGAGCUCCUGAGCGGAGAGAAAGAAGGCCUUCUUCAGCUUCCUUCUGACAAGGCACUUCUCACUGACCCUGUUUUCCGUCCCUUGGUGGAUAAAUAUGCAGUGGAUGAGGAUGCCUUCUUCACAGACUAUGCCGAAGCUCACUUGAAGUUAUCUGAGCUUGGAUUUGCUAAGGCUUGAGGUAGCACUUAUCUUUCCAUUUGAAGCGCAGGUGGCAUUCUGGAGACCAACAUAGUAAUGAAAGAAACAUCUCUGUAAUAAGAUAUCUAUCAUUUUUCUUCUUUCACAGUGAGCAUAUGCUCUGAUCUUAUUUGUGCUGUUAAAGCUUGUUUCUAGAACAUUUCGCCCCAUCAAUUGAUGCCACAAGAGAGCACUGUAUUAUGAAAGAAAUGAAUUAUUGAUGUAUAUA